AUGGCCACCAUCUCUACACACCUUAGAAAUUUCAAAGAACCGACCAAGGAGCAAGCUCAGCGACUCUUCUUCUCGCUGCCACCAAACCCGCCGCCGGAAGAUGUUGGCCCAACGGAUUAUCGGUUCGAGAUUAACGCUGUACUGAUGCUCAACGAGGGUCAGGAGGACAGUUAUGCCGGCAAGCUGUAUCUACUGCCGCCGUAUCUCUGCUUCGUCUCGCUGGAUAGACGGUCUGUCAAGAUGACAAUGCCACUCUCUGCAAUUCGACGCGUCGAAAGAGUAAACCAUGGUCGCGCCGGCGUCUUUGAACUCGGUCUCAUGCUGUGGCAUGGGAUGCGUCUAAAUAUUCAGCUAACCGCGCUUCGAUCGACCGCAGACGCAUUCUGUGCAAACCUUCGAGAUGCGCUCAAGAUACAGCUCGAUCUCGGUCGGAUGAAACAAGUCAAGCAGUUUGUCAAGACGUGCUAUUCAGAAGUCCUCAUCCCCGUCUCGAAUCCCGAAGCAGACAACGAGCGAGAAGACGGAAGUAUAAUGACCGAAGGUGGCGAUGGGAAUGCGCUCGCAAAGACUACUUAUCAUGGUGGACUCGGCCUCACGUUCAAGUUUCCAGGCGACGCGAAAAAACUUCGGGAGGGGUCCAAACUCAAACUCUGGACGACAUACCUACGAGCUCAUGGGCGAAAUCUCACUCUUCUCCGCUAUCCUCAUUGUACGCGACUUGUGCAAGUUGGCCUCCCAAAUAGACUUCGUGGAGAACUAUGGGAGACUCUCUCCGGCUCAAUAUUCCUUCGCUUCUCCAAUCCUGGAGUGUACGAGAAGAUUUUACGUGACAAUGCCGGCAAAACCAGUACUAGCACAGAGGAGAUUGAAAAGGAUCUGAAUCGAAGUUUACCGGAGUAUUCUGGAUACCAAGACGAAAAGGGUAUUGCAACACUUCGGAGGGUUUUAACGGCGUACAGCUGGAAGAACCCAGAGCUCGGUUACUGCCAGGCCAUGAACAUUCUAACAGCGGCCCUUUUAAUUUAUAUGUCAGAAGAGCAGGCUUUCUGGCUCCUGGAGGUGCUAUGUGAUAGGCUACUACCAGGCUACUACAGCCCGUCGAUGUAUGGCACCCUCCUGGACCAGCGAGUUUUCGAGUCCCUCGUACAACGAUGUCUACCCAUGAUUCACGAUCACUUUCACGACGUCGAUGUGCAACUUUCCGUAGCUUCACUUCCUUGGUUCCUCAGCUUGUUUAUAAACAGCAUGCCUAUGAUCUUCGCGUUUCGCAUUGUGGAUUGUUUCUUUUGCAUGGGUCCCAAGGUGCUUUUCCAAGUCGGCAGUCUUGCAAUUCUCAAAAUAAAUGGCGAGAAGCUCCUAUCCAUCCAGGAUGAUGGUGCCUUUAUAAGCCUGAUGAGAGAGUACUUUGCUUCACUCGGUGAAUCGGCACAUCCAAAAGCCACUGACCCUCGGUCCCGUGCCAUUAUCAAGUUCCAAGAGCUGCUUCUCGUCGCAUUCCGAGAGUUUUCUAUCAUCAACGACGAGAUGAUUGAAAAUGAACGUCGACGAUAUCGCGGCGAGAUUGUUCACAGCAUCGAGUCGUUUGCGAAGCGGGCUGCCAUCCGAAACCUAUCAUCGUUUGGGCGCUUCUCCAAAGACCAGAUCGGUCUCAUUUACGAUAACUUGUUCAAGGCGUUGGUCGUCGCUCCACCCCCGCCACCGGUCAUGACAAAGCGUUUGAUUCCUGGGACGGACGACGAGAUGGAGAGGCCAGAGACGCGGAUAGAGCUCAAGACGUUUCGGAUAUUUCUGGCGGAGAUUGCAACAUGGGCCAGGGACGAAUACGUCGUCUCGAACGGGUUCCAGGAACGCGUGGAAAGACGGGUAGCCGAACACGAGUUUGUGGACAGACUCUUCUUUUUCUGGGAUAUAAAUCACAAUGGCGCCCUCUCGUUCCAGGAUCUUGUUAAUGGCCUUGAUGGUAUCAUGUUCAAUGACCUGAUGUCAAGCAUCGAGUGGUUCUUCACACUACACGAUAAAGAUCAGGACGGAUGGCUAACAAAGGACGAGGUCCUCGUCCUAUCAGAGUCACUUUUGUUCAUAUUCCGUUCGGAGGUCGGUGACGCGUAUUUAGGCACCGUCAGUAGAUUCAUGACCAAUGCCUUUGAAUAUGGAGACGCCUUACUGCCUGAAGAAGGAGAAAAGAUGUCACCUAUUCCCAACGAAGUCUCGGCAAACACAGAGCUGGCACCCUCACUCCCUUCGAACCAGCCAUACCUGAACCGGGCGACCUUUCGCAUGGUCGUACUGGCUGAUCCGUUACUGGAGGCAUUCUUUGACGUCGACCUACCGCGUUCGUUCAAACUUCAACCCGUGGAAGACUCGAGCGCUGCACGAGGUCAAACAGGACUUGGCCUCUUGGGCAACGUUGGAGGCUUCUUAUCCUCCUUCGUCACGGAUGAUAACAAGAAGAUCUUCAACAGUUUCGUCGACGAUAUGGGCAAAGCCAUUGGCAAGCAUCAGGUCACCGUACGGCCGUCGAUCAAUCAACACGAGCGAAACCUGGCACUACAAGAGCCAUUGAAAGAGACCACACGUCACUUGCAGCGACUCAGGUCACAAAGCAGCUUGACGACCCCGACAUCGAGCACCCCGUCAGGAGUCUCGGCGUCGCCAAUGUCGUCUCAGUCCAACUUGGAGAAGGCACCUCUCGUACCUCCGACAUCCGCUGGACUGAAACCUGCCCCCGUGUUGCCUUCACCCUUCACGGACGUUUCUCCUCUGGCCAAGGCAAACGCGGCGGCUGCCGCCGUUAUGGAGAAUCGACAAGCAUUUGCUAUCGACGAGGCGGGAGAUGAAGAUGAUUUGGAUGAUAGCGACCUUGCCGAGCUUUCUGGAGAUGACGAGGGUAUGAUGGCGGAAGUUGAUGCGUUUUUGGAACAGAAUGAUGCUAGCGUAGGCGCGAGAUGA
Serendipita indica DSM 11827 is the source of this 2949-nucleotide messenger RNA. The record is from the annotation of a GenBank genome assembly. Lineage: Eukaryota; Fungi; Basidiomycota; Agaricomycetes; Sebacinales; Serendipitaceae.